CUGACCAAAAAUGGCUGAGGAGGAAAGUAAGAGCUUCUCUGUUGAGCUGAGUGAGAAAGGAGGUUUAGAAAACAAAGGAUUUGUUCAAAAUGAGGUGCUUAAUGAAAAGGAAUGCAAUGCCAGCAGCCAAGAGGAGAUACCAGAAACAUGCGUUGUUGGCAUCAACUCAGCAGCUGUGCAGAACCAGGACUGUGAAGUUUUGAAGCCCUUUGCAGGAAUGCCUAAGGAAGUCUUGCUUAAAUUCUCAGGUCAGGCACGGUACAGAGUCACCAGAGAGAUCCUCUUCUGGCUCAUAAUUGCAUCUACACCAGUGCUUGUCGGUGCUACAAUUGCAAUUGUUGCCGUGUCGCCAAAGUGCCUGGACUGGUGGCAAGCUAGUCCCAUUUAUCAGAUCUAUCCACGUUCAUUUAAGGACACCAACAAGGAUGGGAAUGGUGAUCUGAAAGGUAUCCAAGAAAAACUGGAUCAUAUCACGUAUUUAAAUAUAAAAACGAUCUGGAUUACUUCUGUUUAUAAAUCACCCUUAAAAGACUUUGGGUAUGGAGUUGAAGACUUCCGGGAUGUUGAUCCUAUGUUUGGAACGAUGAGGGAUUUUGAAAACUUGAUUGCAGCUAUACAUGACAAAGGUUUAAAGGUGAUAAUGGAUUUAAUACCAAACCACACAAGUGACAAACACAGUUGGUUUCAGCUGAGUCGCAAUCGGACUGGGAAGUAUGCGGAUUACUACAUCUGGCAUGAUUGUGCACACACUGAUGGGACAAUCACUCCUCCCAACAACUGGGUGAGUGUUUAUGGGAAUUCCAGUUGGCAAUAUGAUGAAGUGAGAAAGCAAUGUUAUUUUCACCAGUUUGGGAAAGAACAACCAGAUUUAAAUAUCCGCAACUCCGCUGUGCAAGAAGAAAUCCAUGAUAUUAUCAAAUUUUGGCUUGGCAAAGGCAUUGAUGGGUUUAGUAUCAAUGCUGUUAAAUUUCUUCUUGAAGCAACACACCUGAGAAAUGAACCUCAAGUGGAUAAAUCCCAAAAUUCGGAGAGCAUCUCAGCAUAUUCUGAGCUGUAUCAUGACUUCACCACCACGCAAGUCGGCAUGCAUGAUAUCGUCCGCAGUUUCCGGCACACCCUAGAUGAAUUCAGCGUUGAGCCUGGCCGAUACAGGUUUAUGGGGACUGAAGACAAUAACCAGGAAAACAUCGAAGCAACAAUGAUGUAUUAUGGAACAUCUUUUAUCCAAGAAUCAGAUUUCCCCUUCAACUUCUACCUAAUUAACAUGGAAAACUUCUCAGGAAAUAGUAUUUUUGAAACUGUAUCUUUGUGGAUGAAGAAUAUGCCUAAAGGAAAAUGGCCAAACUGGGCGGUUGGAGACCCUAGCACUGCUCGAAUUACAUCUCGGAUUGGAAAAGAAUACACUAAGGUCAUAAAUAUGCUCCUUUUAACUCUUCCUGGGACACCUACAACUUAUUAUGGUGAAGAAAUAGGAAUGGAAAAUAUUGCAACUGAAAAUGUGACCUUUCCAGAGAAGUCACCCAUGCAGUGGAAUGGCCACCUUCAUGCCGGCUUCAGUGAGGGUAACAUAAGCUGGUUACCUGUUAAUCUGGACUACCAAAAUGUAAAUGUCGAAGUUCAAAAGACUCAACCUAACUCAACACUGAAUCUAUAUCGAGAGCUAAAUUUACUUCGCAACAAUGAGCUGCCCAUUCAUAGGGGAUGGAUGUGCUAUAUUUGGAAUGACAGCAAUGUUUUUGUGUAUCUGAGGGAAUUAGAUGGAUUAGACACAGUCUUUAUAAUGGUUCUCAAUUUUGGACAGGAAUCAAUCAUAGACCUGAAAGCUGUAGUUUCUGAGCUUCCGUCUGAAGCUACCAUAAGGCUAAGCACUAAUUUUAGCAACACUGGUAAAGUUGUAAAUACCAAAACAAUUAAAACUGAAAAAGGGGAAGGAAUUGUCCUUGAGUAUAAAACAAGGAAGACAGUUCAUACUACGGAAGCUUUCCAAGGGAAGUGUUUUGUGGCUGAAAAAGCAUGUUAUUCUAGUGCCUUGAAUAUACUCUACAUGCACUGCUAAGCGCGAGGGCAUGUAGGAAAUUUUGUUUUAUGCAUUUAAGGCAGAAAGUGUUGAUUUCAGGUAAAUACUGUGGCAAUGGCUUUUUAAACUUGCUGAUUUGUGUAUCAAAUGAACAGCAGUCCAUAAACAAACUAAUGUGGCUUAAUUGUCUGGCCUCUUUUAUUGGUGUGUGAGCAAUGGUGGUGAGUGGAGGGCAGAAGGUGCUUACCUUAAGGGUAACCAA
Molecule: messenger RNA, 2279 nt
Organism: Gopherus flavomarginatus (Mexican gopher tortoise)
Lineage: Eukaryota; Metazoa; Chordata; Testudines; Testudinidae
Gene: SLC3A1
Product: solute carrier family 3 member 1
Exons: 10
Coding region: 11-2056 (681 amino acids)
Biological process (GO): amino acid transport; carbohydrate metabolic process
Source: RefSeq, a predicted model, not a curated record